GAUGCGACGAUUUAUUUCUGUGUUUUGCAUCAGCGUCUCAUGCCUUGCCUGUCACAUGCCGAUAUUCAGUUACGAAGAUGCCUGCAAAAAGCGCCCGCAGUUUCUCCUAAUGCAUUUUGUUCAGACUCCUAUGCCGCAAUUCAUAUCGCAGAGGUGGAAGGAAUAGUAGCGGAAUCUCUGCACCAAAAUGAGGCAAGACCUCCCCCUCUCGCUCCCUCUCUCUCGCCAUAGCCUAACAUAUAUGAGUGUUAUACCACGUGGCGCUAACAGCCUUUACUGUAAAUCAUACUGUAGGUUAUGUGGCAUUGGCUCCAAACCUGAGGAGAGGAUUUGCUUGCGAUUGCUGCAUUAAUGGCACACACAACUAUGACAAGAGUUGUUUCAUUGAUUGAAAAGCAUUUUGAGGACUACAUUUUUCUCACGGAGGGUGGAUGGAUGCAUCACAGCGGGUGUGCACGCAUGAGAAGCUGCAGUGAUCAACAACAAAUCGAAUGUAUAAAUUGGAGAGGCUAGCUGUUGAUUCACAGCUGAAGGCGCACGAACCCAUUGGGCACAGACGUCAAUUCAACGUCUAUUCCAUGUUGGUUCAACGCAAUUGCAUUGAAUUGGCAUUGAAUUGACGUGGAAACAACGUUGAUUAAACCAGUGUGUGUCAGUGGGAGGUUUGUCUGCUCGGAACAUCCAGUAUCUUUUUCUCCAGCUGUGACAAUAAAACUAUAAUGACUUUGUUACGCACUUUAAGGAUAUAAUGGAUUAUUUGGUUUGCAUAAAAACAAUACUGCUUAGAUUUCAUUGGAUAAUAUUCAUUAUUUGGUGAGUGGUGAAUAUAGAAUUUUCUUCUGGGACGUUUUGCCAUCACUAAACCGCCAAACUGGCUAUGGCCGCUGCGAUCGCCAGCUCCCUCAUUCGGCAAAAGAGGGAGCGGGAGCGGGAGAAGGCGAAUGCCUGCCGCUGCGCAAGCAGUCCGAAUAUUUGCAAAGCAGGGGACAGGGGACCCUGUGAGAAACCGAGCAAGCUGAACGUGUUCUCACGCGUCAAACUCUUUGGCUCUAAGAAACGGAAGAGAAUAAGUCGACCAGAGCCCCAGCUCAAGGGGAUAGUGACGAGGCUGUUCAGCCGCACAGGCUUCUGCCUUCAGAUGCAGGCUGAUGGAACCAUCGAUGGAACGAAGGACGAGGACAACAGCUAUGCUGUGUUCAACCUCAUUCCUGUUGGGCUGCGAGUGGUGGCCAUCCAGGGGGUUCAGACCAAGCUUUACCUAGCCAUGAACAACGACGGCUUCCUCUACACUUCAGAACACUUCACCCCGGAGUGUAAGUUCAAGGAGUCAGUGUUUGAGAACUACUACGUGACCUACUCCUCCAUGCUCUACAGACAGCAGCAGUCUGGCAGGGCCUGGUACCUUGGCCUCAAUAAAGAGGGAGUCAUCAUGAAAGGGAACCAUGUGAAGAAGAAUAAACCAUCAGGCCACUUCAUCCCCAAGCCACUGAAAGUUGCCAUGUACAGGGAACCCUCUCUCCAUGAUCUGACCGAGUUCUCCCACUCCGGCAGCGGUACUCCCACCAAGAGCCGUAGUGCAUCAGCCCUGCUGAAUGGAGGAAGGAAGACACUGAGCCAGAACGAGCAGUCCACAUAGCUGUGGUGGUCAGCGUCAGGCAGAGGGCGGUUCUCACUGUAAGCAGACUCAACUGAUCCUCAUCAAACUGAACAGGUGGAGAGGAAGCAAAUUAGCUUAGCUUAGUGUGUACUGAAACCACUGUGACAGACUAUGACAUCAUCAAUUCAAUAAAUCCAUGAGCGAGCUUCUGCGGGUCAACUUUGCUAUGAACUUCGAUACGAAAAGCCAUUUUGCUGGUCUGGAAUUUAUAUUCUUCCUUGUAUUCUUGAGCAUAUGUAGUGUAUUACCAAUGUAUAUCUCUCUGAAGGUCUUGAGAGGGAGAGUUACUGGUCAGUAUUUAUGUGGUCCAUCAACUGUUGCUUUCAUGCCUCCUAAAAAAAGCUUUUUUGUGUGUUUGAGUCCAAGGUGUACAUAUCUGCAAGCCUUCUGCCUCGUCUACCAUAUAAAUUGCUUGCCAGCUAUACUGAUUGCGAUCAUUUGUUCCUGUGUACCAAAGAGUCAGCGUGUUUCUCUAGUUUUACUCAAGGCAAAGAAAGAAAGGAAGAAAGAAAGAAAUCGAAUCACAAGCAUAGGCCAAUUCCUAAAUCUGUCUUACCUACUACUAAAACGACACACUGUGUAGUGUGUACCAAUCGUACUACAAACUGUGUAGUGUGUACUAAUCGUACUACAUACUAUUUAGAACGUACUGUUUAGUAAACAUUUAUGCAGUAAGCAACAAAUAUCAACAUACUAGGCUCCCAUACUGAGAAUGCAUCAUCUAAUGCACAAUUGCGUUGUUUUCCGACAUUCAUUCAUUCUUUUUGGUACAACCCAUCCCCCCCUUUUCUGAUUAUCAGCUGAUAUGUUGUCAAACACACGUGGGUCUAAAAAGACUCAUCUCUUCCUCAAUAGCAUGACAUCCUGGCAUUUAAAGCAUUUUCAAAAUGUGUCAUACUAUGAAAGGUUCUAUUUUGGCAUACCCAUCAGUCUACGAGUUACAACACAAGGAGACGAGGGGUAAUCAGACACGGACAAUGUGUGGUCUACAGCAACUUGUUUUAAUAAUACAAUAGAGAAGCAGAGUAGUUGUUUAAAAACUUAUGCCAACCCUUUUACAGUAUUGUGUCAUUAGUAGUCUCCUUUGACAAACUAUAAACAACAUUUCAUAUGGUAUUUAGAUGUAUUCAGUCAUUUGUUUGUGUGUGUGUGUGUGUGUGUGUGUGUGAAAGGAUAUUAACAUAAUCCUUGAUUUUUUUUUCACCAUCAAAUGGGGAUUAUUAGUGAAAUUGAGGGCUCUUACAGAUUAAAUGAUUGUUUGUAUUCUCCUGCAUUGUUUUUUCCCCCUGGAACCGAAUAGAUGCUUAUGUCUAUCAUUUUGAUUGAUUGAUUGUUUGAUUGACACUAUUAUUGCAUGGAAGACUGUGGACCUCUGGGAAAUAGCAGCAUGAUGUACUGUAGGUCUACUAUGCUUAUUAUCUACCUGUUUUGGACGCUGUGCUCCAGUCUAUACCAGACUACAAGUGAAUGAUCCACAGAGCACAGAUACACUUUUAAUCUGGUACCUUCUUGCAGUAGGUUAUUUGUUGUUCUAACGAAAAUGCACUGAAUAAAAUGUUUAUAAGGAAAUA
Molecule: messenger RNA, 3228 nt
Organism: Oncorhynchus tshawytscha (Chinook salmon)
Lineage: Eukaryota; Metazoa; Chordata; Actinopteri; Salmoniformes; Salmonidae
Product: fibroblast growth factor 13
Exons: 5
Coding region: 878-1636 (252 amino acids)
Biological process (GO): positive regulation of cell population proliferation; regulation of cell migration; fibroblast growth factor receptor signaling pathway
Cellular component (GO): cytoplasm
Molecular function (GO): fibroblast growth factor receptor binding; growth factor activity
Source: RefSeq, a predicted model, not a curated record